Perca fluviatilis (European perch) is the source of this 776-nucleotide messenger RNA. RefSeq names its product arf-GAP with SH3 domain, ANK repeat and PH domain-containing protein 2-like. The record is from RefSeq and is a predicted model, not a curated record. Gene Ontology annotation, biological process: positive regulation of GTPase activity. Gene Ontology annotation, molecular function: GTPase activator activity. The transcript is spliced from 3 exons. The coding region runs from base 486 to 776 and encodes 96 amino acids. Lineage: Eukaryota; Metazoa; Chordata; Actinopteri; Perciformes; Percidae.
CCUUUGUCAAUUUCUUGCGCUCCCGUUGAAACGCCUGGUUGUUGUUUCCCCGGGAUAAGAGGAAGAAGUUGUUCAACCCGCGCUGUCGGAGGUUAGGGAACAUCGAGAGAGGAUAACAUACGCUAAGCCGAAGAAGCUUCACUUUCUUCUGUGACCAGAGGACGAUCUGUGAAACUGAGAGUAUAGAGAGUAGUGGGCUGAAAGCCAGGGGGGGGAUAUAACCUACCCAUCACCUUGUAGCACAGCGCGGUGUGCAACUCCUCGAGCCAGCAGCGUGCAACACCGCUCCUCUGGAUUGUGUUGCAAACAAGGGAAUGACAUAAACAUACACCGAGAUGGUUUACUACCCGCGGGGACCUUCAGAGACCACAGAGACACUACUGCUGCUGCUAUUGCUGUGAACUUGUAUGUCCUAAAACCGUACAGACGAAAAGGGGGAUUACAAAAAGUGCUUAUUCUUCUUAUUACCAGCAAAGGGAUUAAUUAUGCCGGACCAAAUAACAGUUUCAGAGUUUGUGGCAGAGACGAAUGAAGAUUAUAAAUCGCCGACUGCCUCUAACUUCACCACCAGGAUGUCCCACUGCAGGAAUACGGUGGCUGCUCUGGAGGAGGCUCUGGAUGUGGACCGAAGUGUUCUGUACAAGAUGAAGAAGUCUGUGAAGGCCAUCUACACGUCUGGUCUGGGCGAAGGUAGGGAGGAUAGUUAUUUCCAUGCUCAUUGUGGCUGGUUGUGCCAGUGUUGGGUGUUUCCAGUGUCUUUUGUUUGGCCUGCCUGA